CCGUAAGAUGCUAAAGUUUAGAUUCUUUUUUCCGAUUAAGCCGCAGCUUUAACCUAAUUUAAACCGUGAAUAUAACAGAAACUUCACAAUCCCUCCGGAUUUUUUUUUUGAAUUCCCCAUAAAGUGCCAAAGAAUAAAGCGUCGCAAGGAUUUUCCACAAAAAUGCUGAGCAGGCGCCAUCGCGGGUUGCCAACAUCGAUUUCCGCCAGCAGGACGAUGAUGAAGAUGAUGGAUGGCCAUCUAACCGAUCCGAUCCGAGCACCAUGGAUGUAUACCAAAUAGAGCUGGAGGCACAGGCACAAAUCCGCUCCAAUCUUCUGGUCGAAACCGGUGUGAAGCACUCUUCGGCGGAGCAGCAGCAGCUCCAGGUCAAGGAGGAGGACCUAAUCAAGGACUUUGCUCGGAACGAGGAACAACCAAGCGAAGGGGACGAAGACGAGGAGGAGGAGGAGGAGGAAGAAGACGACGAGGCAGAAGAAGAGGAAGAAGAGGCGGAGGAGGAGGAGGAAGAGGACGAAGGAGCCCUUGUGCCGGUGGUCAAUUUUAAUGCAAAUUCCGACUUCAAUUUGCAUUUCUUUGACACACCCGAGGACUCGUCCACCCAAGGGGCCUACAGCGAGGCCAACAGCUUGGACUCCGAGCAGGAAGAGGAGGACCAACAGCCUACGCAGCAGCAACAGCAGCAGCAGCAACAUCAUCGGGAGCUGCAGGAUUGCCUAAGUGCCAUCGAAGCGGAUCCCUUGCAGUUGCUGCAGUGCGACGAUUUCUACAGAGCAGCGGCGCCAGUGGAGAGUGUGGCAGUUGGUCUUACGCCACAGCAGCAGCAGCAGCAACAGCAGCACCAGCACUCCCACCAGCAUCAGCAACAGCGACAACAGCAACAGCAGCAACACCCCAGCCAGCAGCAGCAACAUCAGCUCAACUGCUCCACGCUGAGCAAUGGUGGAGGUGCUCUGUACACCAUCAGCAGUGUGCAUCAGUUCGGUCCGGCCAGCAGCCACAACAACAACAGCAGCAGUUCCCCCUCCUCCAGCGGCGCCCACUCAUCGCCGGACAGCGGCUGCUCGUCGGCCUCCUCCUCCGGAUCAACGGGCUCCUGCGGAUCCUCGGGGUCAUCAUCCUCCCACGCGGUCUCCUCCUCGUCGUCGUCCAGCUGCUCGGAUCACUUCGCACGGAGUGCAGUUGUCAAUGUCAGCGGCCACGCUCAUACAUCCUCGUCAGCGGUCAGCAGCAGCAACACCAACAGCAACAGUAACAACAACAACAAUAGCAGCAGCAUCAGCAGCAACAGCAACAGCAACAACGGCAGCAGUAACAACGUCAACCCCACAGCAACAUCUUCAUCUGUUGCGCAUCUAAACAAAGAGCAACAGCAACAGCAGCAGCAGCAGCAACAGACGACGCCGCAGCUGCAGCAGCAACACCAGCAGCAACAGCAGUUGCAACACCCGCAGCAGCAAUCUUUCGGCCUCGCCGACAGCAGCAACAGCAACGGCAGCAGCAGCAACAACAACAACAACUGCAGCAACAGCAACAACAACAGCAACGGAGUCUCCUCGAAGUCAUUUGUGCCCUGCAAAGUCUGCGGCGACAAGGCAUCGGGCUACCACUAUGGUGUAACCUCCUGCGAGGGUUGCAAGGGUUUCUUUCGUCGCAGCAUACAGAAGCAAAUCGAGUACCGCUGCCUGAGGGACGGCAAGUGCCUGGUCAUCCGGCUGAAUCGCAAUCGCUGCCAGUAUUGCCGCUUCAAGAAAUGCCUCUCCGCUGGCAUGAGCCGCGAUUCUGUACGUUAUGGUCGCGUUCCCAAGCGUUCCCGUGAGCUGAACGGAGCAGCCGCCGCCGCCGGGGCCUCCUCCUCCCUCAAUGUGGAUGACACCUCGGGCAACACACUGCACCCCAAUCAGUUACAGCAGCAGCAGCAGCAACAGCAGCAACAUCUCCUGCAGCAGCAGCAGCAACACCAGCAACAGCAACAGCAGCAACACCAGCAACUCCAGCAACAGCAACCGCAUGCCAGCGGCGCCAGAGUGAAGACACCGAGUACUCCACAAACGCCACAAAUGUGUUCGAUCGCCUCCUCGCCAUCGGAGUUGGGCGGUUGCAAUAGUGCCAAUAACAAUAACAACAACAAUAACAAUAGCAGUAGCGGCAAUGCCAGCGGCGGCAGCGGCGUGAGCGUCGGCGUUGUUGUUGUCGGCGGACACCAGCAGCUGGUGGGCGGCAGCAUGGUGGGCGUGGGCAUGGGCACCGAUCUGGGCGGGAGCCACCACCAGGUGGGCAUGUGCCACGACGGACUGGCCGGCACGGCCAACGAGCUGACCGUCUACGAUGUGAUCAUGUGCGUGUCGCAGGCGCACCGCCUCAACUGCUCCUACACCGAGGAGCUCACCAGGGAGCUGAUGCGCCGCCCCGUCACGGUGCCACAAAAUGGGAUCGCCAGCACAGUGGCAGAGAGCCUCGAGUUCCAGAAGAUCUGGCUGUGGCAGCAGUUCUCGGCCAGGGUGACGCCCGGCGUUCAGCGGAUUGUGGAGUUUGCGAAACGCGUACCUGGCUUCUGUGAUUUCACCCAAGACGACCAGCUCAUACUCAUCAAGCUGGGCUUCUUCGAGGUCUGGCUGACACACGUGGCCCGCCUGAUCAACGAGGCCACUUUGACCCUGGACGAUGGAGCCUAUCUGACGCGCCAGCAACUCGAGAUACUCUAUGAUUCGGACUUCGUGAACGCCUUGCUGAACUUUGCCAACACACUGAACGCCUACGGGCUGAGCGACACCGAGAUCGGGCUCUUCUCGGCCAUGGUGCUGCUGGCCUCCGACCGGACGGGCCUGAGCGAGCCGAAGGUGAUCGGGAGGGCCAGGGAGCUGGUGGCCGAGGCGCUGCGCGUCCAGAUCCUGCGCUCCCGGGCGGGAUCCCCGCAGGCGCUGCAGCUGAUGCCGGCGCUGGAGGCGAAGAUACCCGAGCUGAGGAGCCUGGGGGCCAAGCACUUCUCACACCUAGACUGGCUGCGGAUGAACUGGACCAAGCUGCGCCUGCCGCCCCUCUUCGCCGAGAUCUUCGACAUCCCCAAGGCCGACGACGAGCUGUAGGAUGUCAUUGGAUCUCGUCGCGAUUCCACCAGGGCCGUGCAAAAGCAAAAGCAAAUGCGAAUGCAAGAAACCGCAACAAAUUCUAUAUUCUACCACUUGUAGGCUUAAGCGACCAUAGCUAUAUAGGAGAUCGAGAAGGGAGGGCCGGAGAUCAGAUACACGUCUACUCAGCAUUACUGGAGAUAGUUCACUAAGCCUAUAUGCAUAUUAGCUAGCAGUGUUAGAGCGACUAGGACUCCCCGCUGAACAUAUCCAUGCGCAAACAUAAAUUAUUUAUUUCAUUGUUGACUCAUCGAAAUCCACAUCUCCACAUCGAACAUUGAACAUCACCCCUCAUCCCACACGCACCAUCCAUCCAACCUCCAAGAGAAGGAAAAACCAUCACGAGAAAAUUCACCAUUGGCCAGCUAUCCAAGGCAUCUAUUUAGAACUCGACUGAAGAGCGAGCGUUAAAGUUCGAUAAAUACUGGUUUUUUAAAUAAUAUUAACUACUAUAAACGAUAUCGGAUAUAUGUGUACGUUACACCUAGAGAUACGGACCUAGCGUAGUCGAAAAGCAAAAAGACCCACUUCGUUUGCUUGCAAAAGUUGGAGAUCCCAUACGAUAACAGAAAAUAUAUACAUAUGCAACAUGAUAAAUCUAUGCCUAGUUUAACUCAUUUCGAAUUGAAGACCGAUGCGUUAAUUGUAUCUGCGUGUAAAUAAAUUUAAAUUAAUUUCUACCAUUACUCGCUGCGACUUGAUUAUUUUAAACCCCUCCACCAACCACUAAAAUGCCUAGAAGAUCCCUCCCAGAUCCUCAAAGGCAACGGCCUACAUUGAAAGUGUUCAGUUUCUCACUUAAGAUUAGACAUUUGACAGCUUACGAUUAAGAUCCUUGGGUUAGAGACCAUCUAAGUUAAGUGCUUUAAGGCUUCAUUUGUAUAACUCGGAACAAUCAAAUUGUUUGAUCAAUUUUUGAAUAGAUUGGUGCUAAAUUUGUGUGUUAAGUUUACAUGGAAACAAGCGGAGAAAACCAACAGACAGUCGAACAAAAAAUAUAUAUACAUAUAUAUUUAAAGCUAUCUAUAUAUCGAAUACAUGUAUGUAAAAAUCAAAAGGAUUCUUCUCUAAAGCUCUUCAUUGAUUGUUGAAUUUAUAUAGAAAAUUUUGUAAAUUUUAUUAGUGUGACAAAGGAAAAUAUUAAAUGUAGAGGCAGCUGCGAUCGAUCUUGUGGCUGCCGUUUUAUGCUCCA
Messenger RNA from Drosophila ficusphila, 4320 nucleotides. It is a transcript of the gene Eip78C, whose product is annotated as ecdysone-induced protein 78C. The coding region runs from base 264 to 3086 and encodes 940 amino acids. Gene Ontology annotation, biological process: regulation of DNA-templated transcription. The record is from RefSeq and is a predicted model, not a curated record. Gene Ontology annotation, molecular function: DNA-binding transcription factor activity; zinc ion binding; sequence-specific DNA binding. NCBI's taxonomy places the organism in Eukaryota, Metazoa, Arthropoda, Insecta, Diptera, Drosophilidae. The transcript has 6 exons.